AUGAAAGUGGUUGCCCGGGAAACGCAGCCACCCAAUGUUCGCAGUGUAUUAGUGAGGAAUUCAAGGAGUAGCGAAGAGGACUGCGAAAGUUUGGACUACUCAGCAUAUUCGGCGGCUGGCUUCGGCAGCUGCUCUCCAGUCUCCUCCACCGAAUCGUCGUCUUCGAUGAGUCUCAUUUCGGCUGCUUCUUCGAAAAAUUCAUCGCUCAAUGGUGGUGGGGUCGGAGUCAGAGGUCAAGAUCAAGCUCGAGGUCAAGGUCAAGAUCAAGGAGGUCAUUUGACAGGGCGACGAAUCGGAACGUCAGCCUUGAAGACAGUGGCAAGGCAGGAGUUGAGAUCGACUGAUUCGGUCGGAAUUGAGGCGGAAAAAAAGACGGUGGGAUCAGGGCUACCGGUUGGGCCAAGACCGUCACCUAUCGGUGCCUCACAGCCACAGCUGGUGGUACAGCAGCAGCCCUCAAGUCCGCAGGAAACGAAACCAGUCUUAGCUGUGAAAGGUAUUUCGGCACCACGGGUUGCUGUGUCGCGAAUCGCUGUUCCACCACCUAACUCUACUCGAUAUUCUGACACUAAUGGCGAUAUUCCUAGUCAUAAUCGCCUAAAGAGCAGCGGCUCAUCUGAGAGCAAGGCUGUGGUUUUCGACGAAGGCAAGAAAUUGAAGAGUGUUGGCGAAAAUCAAGCAAUGGUAGUGGGAAGUUUGGAUGCGGAGCGUGGCGUAGAGCUGGAGUUGGGAGAGCAAAACCGGAAGCAACCGCUCACCGCCGAUGCGAAAAGAGCGAAUGAGCAAAAUUCUCUGAGUGAUGAGAAGUUAUUUAGUGGUGACGACGAUGAGUGUGAGUAUGAUGAAUAUGAUGAUGGUGGUGGUGUUUGCGUUGUUGGAACAACUACAGUAAUCCAAAAGGAGCAAGCCGGCUCGGAAAAAAUUCCGUGCAGGACCACCCGAAACAAGAAGGUGGACGCGGUGGAUGUAGAUGAUCGUGGUGGUGCGGCGGCUGCAACGAGUGGUUAUUCAGCUGCAACAACGUCGAAUUCGAAUUUGAAUUUCGCGCCGCCGCCGCCGCCACCCACGCCACCUACCUCAACUUGCAGCUCUAUAUCUUUUCCAGUCGAGACCACCUCUUCUUCCCCAGCCAGCAACUCCCCGUCGGUGAUCGUGACUACAACCACAACACCACCGUCAACAACAGCAGCAGUCCUCAUCAAAAACACCCCGUGUGGCGGUGGUUCUGUUGCAGCGCAAAAUCAGAGUCCAACUAUCGGCGUCGUUAGUCCUAUGAUGAGCCAUAGGACACUGCGGGCACCAAGUGUCCAGAGCACAGAUGGUGGCAGUCAAAGCGACGCCUCCACCACAUCCGAAAGUCGUGACUCAGACAACAUUAGUGUCAUCUACAAUCCGUGUAAAGAAACGAAACAACAGCAGCAGCAGCCAGUCUCAUUAAACAAUAUCAAUAAUAAUAUUAAACUCAAAAAAGCAUCACCACCAGUGCCUCCUACCCGAACAAGCAGUAGACUGGAGACAACGUUCGAUUCGAAUUGUGGUGUUGUGACAAAGGAUCUAUCGGGAGGAUCGAUGCUCCUUAUGAAGACGGCGAUGCCCGAGGAAUCGGGUGAUUUGGGUAGAAUUCGACCGAUGGAACCGAUCGUGAUGCGACGUGUGCCUGUGCCACCACCCUACUCAGAGGUGGUUCGUGACGGGCGGGUUUACCCACCCGGGCAAGUACCCGUACCCGUAAACGUACCCGCUCAC
Molecule: messenger RNA, 1746 nt
Organism: Anisakis simplex (herring worm)
Lineage: Eukaryota; Metazoa; Nematoda; Chromadorea; Rhabditida; Anisakidae
Source: the annotation of a GenBank genome assembly